GGCUCCCCCCCUUCCCCUUCCUCCUUUCCUCGCCACUACUCCCGCUUCGCCGACGGAACACCCUUGUCGUCAGUCAGUUAGUCCGUCCCAGUCAUCCACUGACCUCCUACCCUUUUCCGUACUAAUACAUCGUCAUGCGCGAAGUUAUCUCCGUCCAUGUCGGCCAAGCCGGCGUGCAGAUGGGCAACGCGGCCUGGGAGCUGUACUGCCUGGAGCACGGCAUCAACCAGGACGGCACGAUGACCACAAUGAAGGUCAACGACUCAUUCUCGACGUUCUUCCAGGAGACAGGCACCGGCAGGCACGUCCCCAGAGCCAUAUUCGUGGACCUGGAGCCCACCGUCAUAGGAGAGGUCCGGCACGGUGCGUUCAAGCAGCUGUACCACCCCGACCAACUCAUCACGGGCAAGGAGGACGCCGCGAACAACUAUGCGAGGGGGCACUACACUGUGGGCAAGGAGAUCGUGGAGCUCGUCUUGGACCGGACGCGCAAGCUCGCCGACCAGUGCGAGGGGCUCCAGGGCUUCGUCAUCUUUCACUCGUUCGGCGGCGGGACGGGGUCCGGCUUUUCAUCCCUGCUCAUGGAGCGAUUGUCCGUGGACUACGGCAAGAAAAGCAAACUCCAGUUCUCCAUCUACCCGGCUCCACAGAUCUCCACGGCCAUGGUCGAGCCCUACAACACCGUGCUGGCGACGCACACAACCCUGGAGCAUGCGGACUGCACGUUUAUGGUAGACAACGAGGCCAGCUUUGAGCUCUGUCGCCGCAACCUGGGUGUGGAGCGACCCAACUACUCCAACCUGAACCGCCUCAUCUGCCAGGUGGUGUCGUCCAUCACUGCCUCGUUGCGUUUCGACGGCGCGCUCAACGUCGACCUCAACGAGUUUCAGACCAACUUGGUUCCUUAUCCGCGCAUCCACUUCCCGCUGGUCAGCUACGCGCCGAUCAUAAGCGCAGACAAGGCCAUUCACGAGCAGCUCUCGGUCGGCGAGCUCACCAACUCGUGCUUCGAGGCCACGAAUCAGAUGGUCAAGUGCGAUCCCCGCAUGGGGAAGUACAUGGCCUGUUGCCUGCUCUAUCGCGGGGACGUGGUGCCCAAGGAUGUGAACAACUCCAUCGCCGCCAUGAAGGCCAAGAAACACAUUAUGUUUGUGGACUGGUGUCCGACGGGCUUCAAGGUGGGCAUCAACUACGAGCCUCCGACGGUGAUCCCCGGCGGCGACCUGGCAAAGGUGUGCCGCGCCGCGUGCUUGCUGUCCAACACCACGGCCAUCGCGGAGGCGUGGUCUCGCGUCAACCACAAGUUCGACCUGAUGUAUGCGAAGCGUGCAUUUGUUCACUGGUACGUCGGCGAGGGCAUGGAGGAGGGAGAGUUCACAGAGGCGCGGGAGGACUUGGCCGCCCUUGAAAAGGACUACGAGGAGGUGGGCGCGGAUACGGCAGCCGACGAAUAUGACGAUGAAGAAUAUUGAUUUUUUAGUUGUAUUCUGUUUGAUUAUGUAAAGGCCUAAUAAAGGUUUUCGAAAUUCA
Frankliniella occidentalis (western flower thrips) is the source of this 1530-nucleotide messenger RNA. RefSeq names its product tubulin alpha chain. Lineage: Eukaryota; Metazoa; Arthropoda; Insecta; Thysanoptera; Thripidae. Gene Ontology annotation, biological process: mitotic cell cycle; microtubule cytoskeleton organization. Gene Ontology annotation, cellular component: microtubule; cytoplasm. The transcript is spliced from 5 exons. Gene Ontology annotation, molecular function: structural constituent of cytoskeleton; GTP binding. The record is from RefSeq and is a predicted model, not a curated record. Bases 135 to 1472 code for a protein of 445 amino acids.